Messenger RNA from Xyrauchen texanus (razorback sucker), 3853 nucleotides. Its product is annotated as palmitoyltransferase ZDHHC21. The transcript has 8 exons. Lineage: Eukaryota; Metazoa; Chordata; Actinopteri; Cypriniformes; Catostomidae. Gene Ontology annotation, cellular component: Golgi apparatus; endoplasmic reticulum. The record is from RefSeq and is a predicted model, not a curated record. Gene Ontology annotation, biological process: protein targeting to membrane; peptidyl-L-cysteine S-palmitoylation. Gene Ontology annotation, molecular function: protein-cysteine S-palmitoyltransferase activity. The coding region runs from base 113 to 907 and encodes 264 amino acids.
AGAAGAGCUGUUACCUAUCAGUCAGAUGACAACGCCAAACACUCAACACUGAACUGACAAGAAACAGAGCUGCUUCGGUUAUCCUGGCACGUACUGUACAUUAUCCUGAAGGAUGAAGCUGCGACUGCAUUUUGUGGUGGACCCCAUGGGCUGGUUCUGCAUUAGCACAGUGCUGUUCAUCUGGCUCUAUAAUACCCUCCUCAUUCCCAAGCUGGUGCUGUUGCCACAUUAUGCCGAGGAACAUAUACCUUCUGCGCUAGUGGUCUGUUACUAUCUAGCAUCACUGCUGUGUGUCUCAGCAUUACUCAGGGCUUCCACCGCUGACCCCGGAAAACUUGCUCAGGAAUCCAAGAUUCCACUUGCUGAGAGAGACAGUUUGGAACUGUGCAAUAAAUGUAACAUGAUGAGGCCAAAGAGGUCACACCACUGCAGCCGCUGCGGCCACUGUGUCCGUCGCAUGGACCACCACUGUCCUUGGAUUAAUAACUGUGUUGGGGAGGAUAACCACUGGCUCUUUCUGCAGCUGUGUUUUUACACUCAGGUUCUGAGUCUUUACACUCUGGUGCUGGACUUCUGCCAGUACUACUACUUCCAGCCUCUGUCCUCUGUGGACCUGGAGGAGUUUGCAGUACGUCAUGAGUUAGCUCUGCUCCGUGUGUCUUGUAUCAUGGGGCUGAUCAUGUUUGGUGGAAUGGGCGGCCUUUUCUACACACAGCUCAAAGGAAUCCUAACAGACACAACUACUAUAGAGAAGAUGUCCCACUCAUUGGAAGACAUUGGCCGUCGGCGGCCGUGGCAGCAAGCUAUGGCUGAGGUGUUUGGCACUCGCUGGAAGAUCCUAUGGUUCCUGCCCUUCAGGAGCAGACAGCCUUUGAAGCUCAACCUGACCUCCCGCUCUCAUGUGUAGAAAGGCAGACAGAGAUGCAUACAGCACUCCAGUGGGGAAUGUGGGCCACCCUCCGCCCUCUCUCUUCCCCCUCAUCCCCACAAUGACUUGGUAUCUCUAAAUGAUCAAACUCAUUCAGGUUCUGAAUGACAACCGACAAUGAUCUGACUCAUAUCUAUUCAUAUAGAUGCAAAAAACUUAAUACCGUUUUUGUUGAACAAUGUCAUGUCAAAAAAGUUAUGAUGACAAACUUCCAGAAAUCUUUUUUCUUUUUCUUUUCUUUUUCUUCUUUUUUUUUACUUAUUUCACAUUUUAGGUCAGGCUGCAUGUUUACCAAUGAAAGGAGAAUAAUUGAUUUUGUGGCUUUAUUGUCUCCAGGGUAACCCUUAUUUGUUGACAUCUUGGCCCAGCCCGCUUCCCCCAGGUAUGGGUCACGUGAGCAGUUGUCAUGCAACUAGGGAAGCGGAGUGGGAGGAGAUUGUUGUCUGGUUUUAUGCACUGAGGGUUGAUGGCUCUAGAGGUGAGUCGUGACCUCUGGCAUGAGGGAAAGACACUGCAGGAGUCCAAAAACUGGUCACUCACAAUUGCAUACAUGCACACACACACACACACACACACACAUGCACACAAUUACAAAUAGAAACGUGGUUUACAAUGACUUGAAAACAUAAAUGCUGUCUUGUGCUUAAUUACACAUACCUCACCAAACACUGCUAAUGCCUCUUCUGAAAUGUUGUCCAUUACAACUGCGUUUGAUUACGCUUUUGUUUCAUGAUUCUUGUUUUCGUGCCUUUUUAAAUCCACAAGUUUUUAACUUAUUUGUGUCUUAUUUUUAACACUCAUUUAUUUUUAUAUGACAAUAUUCAAGUCACAUUGUAAACUUGAUUAUUUUUAUGAUUUUGGAGAAGUUAAGCCAAUGUUAGUAAUAAUAAUCAUUUAUGAAAUAAUAAGUUUCAUGUGGGAAAAUGGUAUUGUGAAAAUGUACAACAUUUUAGAAUCUUAAGUCACUAAAUUGCUUUACUAUAUGUAAAUACCGUAUUCACCUAAAAGGCAAGGAUGAAACAAUUUGAAUGAUUUUUGCCCAGAUUUUACUAUUACACUAGGCUAUUACACAACACUAUAAGAACCCAUAAACAAAUGGGAUUUGUCAUUUAAAUGGAUUUUUAAUGACUUUUGUAAAUCAAGGACCAAAUUACCAAUAAUCUAAAGUGCCUCUAAACAUGCAACAUGCACCACUUUCAACAUGUACCGAUGCUACUUUAGUGGUUUUAGAUCAGAUAUACUUUACAAUGGCCUGAAUACACAAUAAUGAAUCCACAUUCCUCAAGCAAACUUUGAGUUCAAAUUGGUAUUAUACAUAUUAAUAUCAACAAUUCAUUUUGAAUUACACCUGCAGCAAAUGGUUCAAUGUGCAACACUGGUGUUUUCUUGCUGGGCCAUUGAGUAAAGCUGGUAACCCUUUCUAGCCUGAAUGUCAACAUUUAAAUUCUGAGAGGUAAAGGCCCUUCUAUUAAAGCUGAUUAGUUUGAAUUGACUAACGUUAGGGGCUCUGGCCUUUAGCCUCCUUGUUAGCACAUCUCCCUCCCAUUCCGGCUGAUGCCGGUUCGAAUCCCGCUCGGAGCGGGUCAAGCAGGACCGGUUACAGUGGUGCCGUGACCUGGAUGGGAGUGAGGUUUAGGGGGGUUAGUGUAACAGGAGCCAACUGGGAUAUGAUAGCUGUGCGGGAUGUGUAAACCUCACUCCCCUGGCCUCAAGAGGUGCACUAGCAACUAGCCUUUAGCCUCUUCGUUAGCGCAUCUGCCUCCCAUGCCGGCUGACACCGAGCAGGACUGGUUACACAUACUCCAAUUGAAUAAUCAUGUAAAAUGGCUGCUUGGUUUUUCAUUACAGCAAUUAAAAGCUUACAACAUUAGCUCAAUACUUGACAUAUUGUACCUACCUGAAUAUGUAUUGUGAAUAUCAGACAUUCACCAAUCCAUUUUUUAUCAUAAUAGUCUUUUAUUGACAUUUUUCUGUUUCAUGUUCUUUUCAGUUUACAUUUUGUAUCUUGUGAUUUUAUGUAAGGGGUUGUAUAAUGGGCUGUGAAAGUACUACUGGGUUUGGUUAUGUGAGUUUAUUUCACUAAUUUAUGUUACACAUUAUAUUUUAAAUACAAGAUGUUUUCAUGAACUUUUUCUUAGUUGCCAUACCAGUGAAAUGAAGUUGUGCAAUCCUUUUCGUCAUUGCCCAACAAUUUAAUGUUGGGGAAAAGAUGCAGUACAGAUGCUAUAUGAUUGAUUCCUUUACUUGAUUAAAUAUUUUGUAAUAUGUUUAAUAUUACGGCACAAAUGUAAUAUCCUUAUAUUAACAUUUUAUAAAUUAUUAAGAGAGCUUAAGAUGUGCAAUGAUGUACUCGUAGCUUUUUGUUUAUUUAGGGCGUGUUCAUGUAUCUGUGUCCCCCUUGUGAAGCAAUAAUAAGGCCUGUUAGAAUUUCUCCAUUCAUAUAGCAAAUACUAUUGUACGUGCAGGCUGCUUACUGAACACUGAAUCUUUUCCUUGUGAAUAUUGAAACUACUAAUCGCCGCAACCCUAUUCAGGUUUAUGAUUGAAAUUAUGGUGUUUCUGUAUAUUUUGUUCACAUGUGGUGUCAGUUAAAAUGUUUAUUUUUUAAUCUUGGGAUCCUUGCGUAUAUCAGAUAUAAAUUGUUAUUUAUGAAGGUGUUUUUUUUUUUAAAUAAAUAUUUUUUUGCUUGAUCUUUGCUCAUUUUUACAACGUUCAUAAUAAAAAUAAUGUUUGCUUCUUUUCACAUGUACUAUUGAAACUGCAUAUUGGAGAGUAAUUUACUGUACAUUAUUAGUUUGGCUUAUAAACUUGUGUUUGUAAAUGUUGUUGAGCUCAUUUCACAACAGGAAUAUUGAGCAACAACCUCAACGUCCAAUCACAGAGGGGCAAAGGUCUUCCUUUCACUUGUUUCUCUCUAAUAAAGAG